GCGGCUCAAGUAAAAAUCGAUAAUCCUGCGGCAAUGUGACUGCAUGGGAUUGUCGCAGCUUUAUUUGUAAAUAACUCGCCGUGUGAACAUGCAGUACUCUACUAAAUACGCCUUUUUGAAUAUCUGGUCUUGCGCACUUUUUGUACUUUUUAUACUGAUGCACACAACACCCAAUGUGGUGCGAUGCGAGGCUGCCAGCUUCAAUUUCAUCGAGUUCGCAUACAAAGAGACUUCAAAAAAUGAAAUGACAUAUCAGGAAUUUGAGCAAGCGUGUCAACAGAGUUCUGAAUGCCAGAAUUCGUUAGGCGUCUCCUUGGAGCACUGUGUGCGAAAAUGCAUUUCCCCCUCUUGUUACGAAGACUUGUACAGAUUUGAUGAGUUGGAGGAAGGAGAAAUCGACGUCAGGCUGAAUUCCUUCAAGGGAUGUUUCAUCCAGAGGCUCAACAGACAACGAUCCUAAACUACAUAUUAACGAGAUUGGCACUAAUCCUAUAAUGGUCUAAAAUGAUAUAGUGAUGUAUCCGUGCUUGCACUUAGCUCAAUCAUAGCCACUUAUAAACAUGGGGUGAGAAUAAAAAGGCGAGUUCUUUUUUUUGCA
Molecule: messenger RNA, 598 nt
Organism: Cloeon dipterum
Lineage: Eukaryota; Metazoa; Arthropoda; Insecta; Ephemeroptera; Baetidae
Exons: 3
Coding region: 89-460 (123 amino acids)
Source: RefSeq, a predicted model, not a curated record